AUUUCAAACGUGAAUAUCGAAUAAUGGGUGACAAAACACCGAAGCGUUCACCCAGUGUCGGAAAUAAGGGUUUUUCUCCAGUUGCUCUGCCAGAGAGUCCAGCUGCUGCCUCUCCACAGAAAAACUUGACGGGAUUUCCACGGACCGUCAGGGAUUUGGCGGCGGAUGUUUACAAUAAUAUACAAAUGUGGAAUGAUCUACACAUUAAAGGCGCGAGUGUAGUCAAAGAAAUAGCCUCCAUAAAAGCAGAUAACCCAAAAGACUUUCCUGGAAACUUAGAAUGUCUCAUAAAUGAGUUGUAUGGGUUGGUGCAGUCCUUGCGGCCUUAUAAAGAUUCAUUAGUGACUUUUACCGCACAAAUGCGGGCUUUGGAAAAAUUACAAAGAAAUCCAGAACCUCUGUUUCUUUCUUUGGAUAUUCAUUCUUUGACGAAUUUAGUGGAAAAAAUAUCAGAAGCUUAUGAAGCUGAAUUUAAUGUGAAAAACUUCGUUUUGGAAAAUAUAAGUUAUGCAAAAAAUAAAGAUGAUGCUAUGUGUUUAGCGGCGCUGUGGACUUAUCAAACGAGAAUUACAAAUAGUGUUAAUCUGAAAUUGGAAACUUUGCUUGUUGAAACGGGCCACAGAAAGAUUACUUGAGUAAAAUUUUUAUUUCAUGUA
This is a messenger RNA of Zophobas morio, 656 nucleotides long. RefSeq lists its product as uncharacterized. The coding region runs from base 24 to 635 and encodes 203 amino acids. NCBI's taxonomy places the organism in Eukaryota, Metazoa, Arthropoda, Insecta, Coleoptera, Tenebrionidae. The transcript is spliced from 3 exons. The record is from RefSeq and is a predicted model, not a curated record.